Melanotaenia boesemani (Boeseman's rainbowfish) is the source of this 663-nucleotide messenger RNA. Its product is annotated as opsin-3-like. The record is from RefSeq and is a predicted model, not a curated record. Gene Ontology annotation, cellular component: photoreceptor outer segment; membrane. The transcript is spliced from 2 exons. Gene Ontology annotation, molecular function: G protein-coupled receptor activity. Bases 322 to 663 code for a protein of 113 amino acids. Gene Ontology annotation, biological process: G protein-coupled receptor signaling pathway. NCBI's taxonomy places the organism in Eukaryota, Metazoa, Chordata, Actinopteri, Atheriniformes, Melanotaeniidae.
CCUUGAACUGCAGAAACUUCAAGAAAUUAGAAUUGGAUGGUUUUUAGAUCUAUUGUCCAUUAACAUCAGAUGACUCAUUUAGAUUCUCAUGAGCCAGAUUUUGGCUCAUGAUAUGAGCAGAAAAAGCUUAUGCAGCAAAAAUCAAAUCAAAAUCUGCCAAGAAAAAUUCAUUUCUUGCAUUUAUGUGAGAAAGCUUUCUUUACUCUUAUGGCUAGAUUAAUUUUCUCUUCUCUCUUCUUUCUCUUGUAGUUGCGCUCCAUACAAGACCUCCAGACGGUUCAGAUCAUCAAGAUCUUGCGUUAUGAGAAGAAGGUUGCAGCAAUGUUUCUCAUGAUGAUAUCCUGCUUCCUGGUGUGUUGGACCCCCUACGCGAUUGUGUCCAUGAUGGAGGCUUUCGGCAAGAAAAGUAUGGUGUCACCCACAGUGGCCAUAAUCCCCUCAUUCUUUGCCAAGUCCAGCACAGCAUACAACCCCCUCAUCUACAUCUUCAUGAGCAGAAAGGUCCGGCGCUCCUUCCUACAGCUGCUCUGUUCGCGGCUGUAUUCGAAGCUGUCUUGGCUGCAGCGUAACCUCAAAGAGCGGCCCCUGACUCCAGCCGAGCGCCCCAUUCGACCAAUCGUCGUGUCCAGCGCGUGCGGUAGCAGGGACCGACCCAAGAGGUAG